UUAGUAUACAUUUGUUGACAUUUACUACACAGCCAAUGUGUCUUAAAAAAUAUCUUGUUGUAACCAUGUGAUUGGUGAAAAUUAAAUAAAAGAUAUAGACUCUAGAACUACAGUGUAAGCAUAUAUAAGAAUUUUAGACAAAUAUUGAUAAUUAAUAUGAUCUGAUUGAAUACAAAUAAUUCACACAACUCUUUAUUGGAACUAGCACUACACCAAAGCCACUGGAGGGCGCUGUGCUAGACAAUUCUUUAAAUAAACGCCGCGCUUAAUUCAGAGCAAACCAAUGCCAGGCAAUCACUGCUUGAUUUAUGAUUUUGACAAGACAGAGAUCUGAAGACAUGGAGAGAUUUUAACGUGUCUUGCUGUUCGUACAAGUAAGGGCCUAUAAUAACAGAUCAGCAGAAUAAUAAAAGGAGGAAUACAAGUGGCCGCAGAAAGCUGUGAUGGUAAAAGUCUGGAUAGCGUGAUGUGACUUUGGUCAAGGCCAGUCUAUGCUAACUUAACAUGCCUCCAGCAUUGUCUAGUUCAAAAACAAAGACAGGGUUGGCAUUAGCGUGUUUCAUAGUGCUGUCAACACAGUUUUCUAUUAUGCAUAUGUUACCCCCACACGGCUUGUGUUCUUUGGGGUGUUUCGUUUACGAAGUAAACUUUUCUGUGGUUGCCAAUUGUUCAAAUCUGAACUGGACACAAAUGGAUCUCAGCUGUUUACCGAUUCAUACGGAAGUACUUUUACUGGACAACAAUAACCUGACAACGUUAAAGAACGCCACUUUCCAGAACUUGACCUCUCUCAAGAGGCUUAGUCUCAGUGGGAGUAACAUUCGUUCUAUUGAGGGCCAUUAAAGCAUGGAACAAGGUGCCUAAAUCAGACAAGAAAACAUAUGGUUUAACUGUGUCUAAGUCUCUAGCAUUGAGACGCAAAGGAAACGGACACUUUUCUUGGUUUAUCGCAGCUAGAAAUAUUGAGCCUGGACAGCAAUCAACUCAGCAGUGACACGAAGACCUUUAACCCUUUAAUAUUUAAACAUUUUCAUAACUUAAAAGAACUCUAUAUUGCCAAUAAUGAAGGAAUCUCUUUAAACUUAAAAUACUAUUUCCCUAAUCUUCAGAAUAUAUCAACUCUCUCUAUGGAUGGCUCUACUAACCUAUCCAUUGAAAGUAAUUUCUCAUUGCUGACUCAUCUAACAAACCUUACUAUUCUUUGUACGAAUGUUAUGCAAGUUACAAAUACAAGUUUUCAAGGGCUGUGGAACUCUUCUUUAAAAGUGUUACGCCUUAUCAAUUUUGAACGUCUUGAAAUUGACCCAGAUUCUUUUGACUUUAAUUCCACCAGUUCUUCUAGUCUACAAUUUGACCAUGAAGCUUUUCGAAAUCUCAACAUGAUUGAAGUUCUAGAAAUUUCAAAUUGCAAGAUUGGAAAUUUAAAUAUUGUCCGAAUAUUUCAACACUUUAUCAACUCCUCGCUGCACACGGUCAUUCUAGAUACAACGCAUUUCACUUGGCAUUUUAACGCACCAGAUUCAACUUUCAAAGAUGGCGUAUUGGAAAAAUCAAGCCUUAUGUACCUGACUGAAAUCAAUCUUACCCAGCUUUCUUGGGUUAAUAGCAAUAUAUUUGCAAUAGCCCCGGGCAUUAUGUCUAGCCCACAUUGGAGACACAGCAUGAACAAGCUGGAUUUAUCCGGAAAUAAUUUAGGAAUUUUGGGUUGGAGGGAGCCUUUAAUGGAGAUUUCAAGGUUCGAAAAACUAGAAGAAGUCAUUUUGUCAUCAUCCUAUGUUUCGGAUACUGAUAUAUACCCAACGUUAAAAUACAUGAAUGUGAAGGAUAUGUCUGAGAUACCGGACAUUUAUUUUGCAAACCAUUCCAAAAUCACAUCGCCUUCAAAUAAUUUGAAAUUUAAUACAACGCUUUUGAAUGGUAAAAAUGAAAUAAAAAAAUAUCCUCAUAAUAUGUACAAAACACGUUUACCUAACACAUAUUUAACGAAUCAAAAGAUAAUUACAUCGGAGCCUUCACAUUACGCUGACCAUGGUCAUCUAAGGUUUAAGGUCAACCCCCCGUUCCCUACUAACUCCGGAACAUGGACGGUCAGAAUGCCUCUCGCUCUACGAAUACUGCGGGUGAUAAAUUUACUACAAGGAGACACAAACUUUGGAAAUCAAAGUGUGAAAUUCAUUCAGACCAGUGAUGAGGCUGCCAACUUAACACAUUUUUACUAUAUUGGAAACGACAUACUUAGAGGGACGGGACACAUUCGUGGACUUACUUCUUUGCAACUUUUCGACGUAUCCCAGAACACCUUGUAUGUUGAAGAUCAUUUCUUCGAUCAUUUACCAAGUCUCAGAUACUUAAUACUGAAAUCUAUAAAGAACGAAGACUUUUUUCAACAACGCUCUCUGAAGCGUCUAGUUCAAAACCUUCCAGAAUUGAGAUAUCUGGAUGUAACAGACAACAAUUUGAAUUUCUUACCUCCAAAUCUAUUUGCUAGAAAUCCCAGUAUAAGUCACUUGAUUCUGUCUAAAAAUAGAUUUUUCUCUAUACCAAUCACAAUGUCUCAAGUGCCUAAUUUAAGAUUUUUGGACUUGUGUGGAAACUCUGUAAUUUACUUAGACAACAAAGAAAUGUCGUCAGUGAGCCAGCAUAGAGAUGCUGUUCCAGAUUUUCAUUUAGCCUUAGCUGAAAACAGUUUGACGUGUGUGUGUUCCCAGAUUAAGUUUUUAUUUUGGCUCAACAACAGCGACUUCCUUGACAACAGGGGAAACUACUCCUGUACAUCUGAAAAUGGUGAACUCUUAAGCACAGAUGUGUUGUUAAGGGACUUGCUAGGUUUCUACAGAAAGUGUAAUGGAUAUAAUUUUUUCUUGAUUUCGCUGGUUCUACUUACUGUGAUGCUGUUGUUCUUUUUGGUCGCCUUCCUUAUACACAGAUUUAGGACAGCUUUAGAAGCAUACUUGGUCAGGAUCUUUAUCAAGGCUUUUCGACCAAUGAAAUCAAGCGACUACGGGACACACGUUUUCAUUGGCUACGCUGAUGAUGAUGUCGGCUUCGUAAAAGAUGUUCUAUUAAGUUAUCUAGAAGAAGAGCUGAAAGUUUCUACAUUUGUACAUCAUCGUGACCUGGGUCCAGGCUACACUGACCAACAGAUGUUUGAGGCCAUGAGAGAGAGUUGGAGGAUUCUAUUAAUUAUUACAAAACAUUUCUUGAAUAACUACGAUCUCUCGGACAUUAUCAUGAAGUUCGCCAGCCAUUCAGUGACUCUAGCGAAUCAAGGGCGUGUAGUGGCAUUGGUCCAGCAAUCUCAGCUACAUAACAUACCUGGCUACCUGUAUGAUGUCCUGGAGGACUCACGAAUCAUUGUCCUCUCGGACUUGACCUCUUACUUAGACUACGUACAGAGACAAGCGAUGAAAGAAUGUCUUCGGGAUAUCCAGUAAUUUGACCAUAUGUGUGGACUUGUCAAACAAUUUAAGAGUGUCGAUGUUCAGAAACGUACACAGAAGCUUGGUGUAUACUCAUUGAAUAGUGUACAAGAGUCGCCCAAAGAGGCUCAUUAACAUGACCUCUAACACUAGAUGUAACUGCGUGAAUUGAACAAUUCAGUAGGACAAUACGAUAAAGAAUUCAGCAAUGAAUCAACAGAUUUAAUUUUAAGUACUAAAUAAAAAUGACAUUUAAGAAGUAAUUAUGAGAAAUACAUUGACAAUUAUCAUGUUGAUUAGCACCAAGAUAUUAACAAUACGGUUUCUUUUAUUUUAUUCAAUCUUACAAUUUAUCAUUCUACUUAGUAGUCUAAUGUGAUAUUUAAAUGCUUAUAGCAUAGAUUGUUAUCAUAAAUAUCAUGACGGCAUUUGAAGUUAGAGCUAGAGAAAAGCAAAUGUGAGGAGGGGGUGUGUGUGGGUAGUAGACAAGCAUAUUUUUAUUUUACAUGCAUCCAGGUUAACUAUUUCUCUCCUAAUCGACGAUACCAUCGUUGAUUUGACCUCAUUGAAUUAUAUAUGUUUAAUUUUUUAAACUUUACUUUAUGUUAUAUAGAAGGAGCUUACAUUUCCCUUUAAUUUUAUACCACAUAAAACAUUUUCUGAUUAUAACAACGAACAAAGCUAUUGUAGCUUAAUCAUAUUAUGGUAGUGAAAUAGUAAUGAACAGAAUGAAGAUCUCCGUCUGAAUGUGCAAAAUAAGUACGGAGGUAAAGAGUUUUUAUUAAUCAAGUAGUUGUCCGAUUUACUUAUAGAAGAAAUAUUAAUCGUAUCAUAUCAGUUUUGAACAGUGAUGCCCUAAAUGCGGCAUACUGGCCACAUCCGACCUGCGAUCAAGGAAAAAAAAAUGAAAAUGUAAAAUAUA
Biomphalaria glabrata is the source of this 4341-nucleotide messenger RNA. RefSeq names its product toll-like receptor 4. Gene Ontology annotation, biological process: toll-like receptor signaling pathway; immune response; inflammatory response. Gene Ontology annotation, cellular component: membrane. The transcript is spliced from 9 exons. Bases 1128 to 3434 code for a protein of 768 amino acids. The record is from RefSeq and is a predicted model, not a curated record. Gene Ontology annotation, molecular function: protein binding; transmembrane signaling receptor activity. NCBI's taxonomy places the organism in Eukaryota, Metazoa, Mollusca, Gastropoda, Planorbidae.